Molecule: messenger RNA, 2106 nt
Organism: Abrus precatorius (Indian licorice)
Lineage: Eukaryota; Viridiplantae; Streptophyta; Magnoliopsida; Fabales; Fabaceae
Product: verprolin-like
Exons: 1
Coding region: 91-1812 (573 amino acids)
Source: RefSeq, a predicted model, not a curated record
AACCAAGCAACCAACUCACAAAGCAAAAAAGCCUUAAGAAAAAACUCGCUUUCUUCUUUCUUCCACCCAAAAGAGACUCAUUCCUUAGAAAUGGAACAAGAGGGUGACACGUCCAUAAUGGCACCGUUGUGGGCUUCAAAUGGCGAUCUCUACCACCAUAACCGCCGCCGUCUCCGCCGUUCUUACUCUUUGUUACUGACCUCCAGCUCUCUCCUCGUACUUUUUAUCGUAAUCGCACUCGUCUUCACGCUCGUUGUAGUUCCCACGUUACGCUCUUUCGCCUCUAACGUUCUCAGACCCCACACUGUUAAGAACAGCUGGGACUCCCUUAACCUUGUACUGAUCCUCUUCGCCAUCGUUUGUGGCUUACUCAGCAAAAACACCACCACCGAAACCCAAUCCCCAGGUUCCCAUUAUCGUAGAACCUUCUCGAACCCUUCAACGCCGCCACCGUGGUACCAAUACUCUGAUACUCAUCGAUCGUUCAAUAGGUUGAGGAGUUUCAACUCUUACCCUGAUCUCCGGCAACACUCGUCUUUCUCCGCCACCGAUGAACGCUACCGCUUUUACGACGAUACUCAUCUCGCCCUCUUGCACCGGCAGCAGAGAACUGACGCUGAAGGUCAAGAAGAAGUGGGUUUUGAGAAUGUCGCCACAGCCCCGCCGCAAUCGCCGCCGCCACAGCAUCGAACGAAUGCUGGUCGAAGAAAUGUUGAGCGAAUGUAUCGAACGGAAGCGAUCGAGAAACACGAAGCGAGUGGCGUGGCUGCGGAGAUUUCACAACCGCCGCCGCAAUCUCCGCCGUCUCCUCCGCCACAGCCGCGAACUGAAAGUGUUCGAAGAAACGUCAAGCGAAUGUAUCGAACUGAAACGAUCGAGAAACACGAAGAAAGUGACGUGGCUACGGCGAGUUCACAACCGCCACCGUCUCCACAGCCACAAUCGCCGCCGUCUCCUCCGCCACAGCUGCGAACGAAAACUGUUCGCAGAAAUGUCAAGCGAACGUAUCAAAAGGAACCGAUCGAGGAACCGGGAAGAAAUGAUUCAGUUGCGAUGAAUUCACAGCCGCCGCCGCCAGUGCAGGGUAAGAAGAAAAGAGGGAUUUCAACUAAAGAGUUCUUAUUGACAUCGUUGAGAGGAAAGAAGAAACAACGACAGAGAAGCGUUGAAAAUUUUGAUAGCAUUAUAAAUUCUGAACCUUUUCCUCUUGCUCCACAACCGCCAUUACCACCAUCGCCAUCGGUUUUUCAGAACCUGUUUUCUUCCAAGAAAGGAAAACACCAAAAACGCACCUUUGUUUCUGUGGCAACAACACAUAUAUCAAAUAAGAGAGAGCAUUCUUCCUAUAGUUCGGAAGAUAAUGUGAUGAUCACUGGCAAUGAGUCACCAUUGAUCCCAAUACCUCCACCGCCGCCACCGCCGCCGUUCAAGUUGCCGGCGUGGAAGUUCCGGGUGCAGGGUGAUUUUGUCAGGAUAGAUAGCAUUGGUAGCUCACGUAGUGGGUCACCUGAUUUGGAUGAAGUUAAUAAUGUGGACUCACCAACAACAAGUACUACUCAAGAUGAAUCAAGCCAAUGCAAUAGUCCUUUUGCCCCAUAUGGGGAAGACCCUUCAACUGCAACUGCAACUGCACCCUCACUGUUCUGUCCCAGCCCUGAUGUUGAUACCAAGGCUCACAACUUCAUUGAGAGUUUCAGAGCUGGUUUGAGGAUGGCUAAGAUGAACUCUAUGAAGGAGAAGCAGGGGAUAGGGAGGUCCAACCUAGGGCCUUCACUGAACACUCAAACCAUAAAUGGAAGUAGAACAAGUUGAAGUAAUAAAGUUGAUACUUACAUUAUUAUUUGAUUUCUUUUUUUCUUUUUUCAAACACUUUUUCUGAUGGUGAAUUGUUCACAUGCAUACAUAGGCUUCAAAUUCAUAUAGAAGGGAAUCGGAGGACUAGAUCUCGUCUUAAGAGAAUUCUGACUUAUAGUUCUUGAUUACUUUUUCUUGAGUGGAGUGAUUUAUGCUUGUGCAUUUGAAAUGGUCAAUUUUGGAUUUUGUGACUGAAAGAUUUUGAAUGUUAUUCCUGGCUACUGUAUAAACGUUAUAUAAUUAAUCAAUGAA